UCAGUCGCUAUUCCACUAGCAGGAAGACUGAGGUCUUGCGCGUCCUGCGCUUCUUUAGCUCGUGAGAGGUUAUGAGCCCCGUGGCCUAAAAUCGAGCAAGACUUCGAUCUGCGACUCACUCUAUCCCACUCUGCGCCAUGGCUCCCAAGGACAGCAAGGUCCCGACGCUCACCGAUGCGGCGGACUGGCCGCUCUGGCGCCUCCGGGUCACCGACGCCCUCAACAGGGACGAUCUCACCUCCAUGGUGACUGGAUCGGAAAAAUCCCCUCCCCCUGAGAUCGCGGUGACUCCACCAACGCCGACAACGUCCUCUCCCCCGUCCACGUCACCUGGCGCUCCGGCGACCACCACCCACCAUAUGCUCUGCACCACCACAUCCACAGGAUUGGGCUCCUCCUCCACCACUCACCAAGUUGCGCAGAGGGAGACCUGGUCCUGGCGGAACGCCCGCGCCCUCUCCACCAUCCGGGAGCACCUCUCGAAUGACAUCGCCCUCGAGCUCCACGAGUACCAGCACGCAAGCGAACUCUGGGAGAAGCUCGUCGAGAAGUUCGAGCAGACCAACACCAGCGAGAUGGCAGUCACCGAACUGAUCAAGAUCUUCCGCGCGAAGCUCGCCGACGCCGACGAUGGAGAC
Molecule: messenger RNA, 638 nt
Organism: Schizophyllum commune H4-8
Lineage: Eukaryota; Fungi; Basidiomycota; Agaricomycetes; Agaricales; Schizophyllaceae
Exons: 2
Source: RefSeq, a predicted model, not a curated record